Molecule: messenger RNA, 3501 nt
Organism: Athalia rosae (coleseed sawfly)
Lineage: Eukaryota; Metazoa; Arthropoda; Insecta; Hymenoptera; Athaliidae
Product: cytochrome P450 9e2-like
Exons: 1
Coding region: 142-1653 (503 amino acids)
Molecular function (GO): heme binding; oxidoreductase activity, acting on paired donors, with incorporation or reduction of molecular oxygen; iron ion binding
Source: RefSeq, a predicted model, not a curated record
CGGUGAUGGUCAAACUGUAGCUCAGAGUACAGGCGGAUCAAGACGCUCGUUCCCCGUGCUCAAAGUCUGACGUGACACGGCCGACAGUUCGGUAAAAAAAGUACGAACACAUCCCACACUUGGCACAGAUAUCGGACCAUCAUGGACCCCUGGACGAUACUCUCAACGAUAUUAGUCGGAGCAGUGGUCCUAUACUUGUUCUACGUCAGGAACUAUUCCUAUUUCAAGAGGCAUGGUAUCCCUUACGUUACGCCGUUGCCGAUAUUCGGAAACAUGGCGAGAGUGGUUUUCAAGAAGGAAUCGAUGAUGCACGCGAUACAAAGGACCUACAAACUCAAUCCUGACGCGAAGUACGUCGGUUUCUACUACUUCGGAACUCCGGUUAUUUUGCUGAGGGAUCCCGAACUGCUGAAACUCAUCGCCAUCAAGCACUUCGACGUUUUUCCAAACCGAAAAAUGUUCGCCGAUUUUCCGGCGGAACCCUUGUUACAAAGAACUCUGUUCACGCUGCAUAAUGACGAGUGGAGGACCAUGCGAUCGCUUUUGAGCCCGGCGUUCAGCGCCGGUAAGAUGAAAAUGAUGUUCGAGAUAGUGAGAGAGUGUGGAACCAAUUUCGGCGAGUACAUGGCGAAUCGGCGAGUGCAACCUGAAGGUUUCGACAUGAAAGACGUUCUCAAAAGAUACACCCUCGAUGUGAUCGCGUCUACGGCGUUCGGAUUAUCCACAAAUUCCUUGGAGGAGCCUGAUAACAAGUUCUACGAGGUGGGGGUCAAAGUCACUGAUUUUUUCAGUUACCUCCAGAUCAUCAGGGUUUUCAUAUUGAGGAGCUUUCCCAGCGUAGCUCGGUUAUUCAACAUUAAAUAUGUCAACGGUGAAUCGGUGAAUUUCUUCAAAAAUGUCAUGAAGAACACCAUAGAAACACGCGACAGAGAAGGAAUCGUCAGACCAGAUAUGAUUCACUUAUUGAUGCAGGCGAGAGACAAGCAGGUCAAAUGGACCCCGUCUUUAGACGAUAUGACCGCCCAAGGAUUGAUGUUCCUCAUGGCCGGACUGGAAGGUUCGACGGCGGCGAUGUGCUUCGUCGCCCAGAUCCUUGCACUAGAACCCGAAGUUCAGACGAAACUGCACGCUGAAAUCGAUGAGGUUCUGAAAGAGAAUCCUGAAAGAGUGUCUUACGAACAAAUAAACGCGAUGAAGUACCUGGAAGCUGUGAUCAGCGAGAGCCUGAGGGUGUUUACAACUAAUUUCCUAGUGGAUCGAGUUUGCACCGUAGAGUUCACUCUACCCCCCGCGUUACCCGGGCUCCAACCACUGCGAAUCCAACCCUCGCAAAACCUUUGGAUUCCGAUAUAUUCCAUACAUCGUGACGAAAAGAAUUUUCCAAACCCGGAUAAAUUUGACCCGGAACGGUUCAGCGACGAAAAUAAAAGUAACUUCAACUCUUCGGCCUACAUUCCCUUCGGAUUGGGCCCUAGAAUUUGUGUCGCGAGUCGUUAUGCCCUAAUGCUGGUUCAACUUACGAUAUUUAACUUGCUCGCCAAGUGCGAUUUGCUACCAGGCACCAAGACCCAUCCCAGAAUCGAGUACAAAACCGACGCUUUUGCCCUAGAGCCCGAAGGUGGCUUCUGGUUGAAAGUUCAACCAAGAAAAUGAUGUGCUACUGCGGUAACAAAACUAGACUGAAAAAUAAAAAUUUUCAUAUUCGUUCAUGGAUAUUCCAUUCCCACCUGUUAGAGUAGGUCAAUGAAUUUUGAUCGUUUAUUCCAAUGGACAUCUUUGGUAUCGCAUGAAGAAAGAACGAAGAAGAAAUGAUUCGCGGUUGUACAAGUUUUGGAUGAGGAUUUUCCCAAAUUUGAGAAAGAAUAAAAUGAAAUAUCACGAUAUAUGCGAUUCCUGUGGUGCGGGGAACCCUUUUUAUUAGGUAAACUAAGGAAAUAAAGUUCUAUAAUUUCCUCAGGCUUUCAUGGUGAUCACGAUGACCUCUCAUUUCACAAAGCUAAUCCGUAAGACGUUCGCCAAAAAGGGCCGCCGAGAGUUCUUUCCUAAAGGGCGGGAAAAUUUAGCUGACUGUUGACUUAGGAAUUACGAAGGAAAAUAUUACUUUAUUACCCAUGCUCAAUGUUUUCACAUCGGCUCCGCUUACUCUCAACUCAUCAUCCAUGGAAAUGAAUGAAUUUUGAAUCCACCCUUUAAAUGGACGUGCAUGACAGUAGCGGGUGAUUCCACAAUUCAAGUUUCCUCAUUCUAAUGACUACGCUACUAUCCGGGAACAAAUUCAACAACAUGUUACCAUGAUGUACAAAUCUGUACGUAAUGAAAAAAAUAUCUAAAAAGAAAAUUUCUUCCCAUUACAAUGUUCGUUGCUGUCAUGUAUCCACGUAUUUAUAAUCGGAAAUUAUUUUUUUUCUCGCACCGCAAACUUUUCAACAGAGAACUGGCAUUCUCGAAUUUUAUAACAAUUUUCACACAAUAUCCGAAGUAAAAAUGAACGAAUUUCACGAGCAAAGAAGGGGAAACAUUCUUUUGUCUCCGGAAUCUCAUUCAAACUUUGUCGUCCAUAUUACAAGAAUAAUUCAUCAUCGCACCUGUGUGAUGUUGAAAAUGUAUUACCUCGUUAACACGUACACAAUGUAAGCUAAUUUUCAUUAUUAGGAAAAAAGAAAAACAAACGCCGCAGUAAAACCAAAUCCUGAAUAAUUUAUUCAACAUGUUUUAAGACAUGAUCUUUCUAAUUUUAUUAUUUCACUCACGUUCUCUGCCAACAAUUAGUUGGGCGAGGUGAACGUCCUCGCAGAUAAACCUGAACUUUAUUUUCUCGUACCGGAGAUGAACUAUGACAAAGUGUAAAGAAUAAUAUCCGCGAAAAGUCUUACACCAAGGGAUUCGGCAUCCCUGUAGAUUUCCAAGAGAUAAUUACAUGAUCCUGUUAGGUCCUCCAAGAUAGAACGACAACGUGGACCAAGAUAUCCCUCGAGCAAAACUUUGUGUCUUAUCAAACGUCGAAUAUACUGAACCAAGAUAAAUCGUCAAAAAUAUUUCUUUCAACCGCGUCCGGGUUAUCUUAGACGGGAAAUCUUCGGGAUACGAACAUUCUUUUGGGCCUUCCUAGUCCGCAAAAUAUAUCGCAGGAUUUUCCCGCAGGAUGAGAUAUGAAAAACAAAGAAUAAUGCCUCAACGUUAGCCUUCUCCAUCAUCCGAAACAUACUUGAUGCCUGGAAAUGAAACAGUAAUACGAGUAGUUUCGUCCCACCGGGUCACUCCCUCGGGUGUGUCCACCUGUCAAGAUCGAAAGUGGGUGUAACGUGAAAAAUUAUAAAGAGGAAAAUAGAAACGAACCGAAAAAUAACGGGAAGAAAAAUCAAAGAGUCGCAAACUACGCGGGCGUGCAAGGGGGUCCUACAAAAAUCGAACACAAAUCCGAUUGCCGUUUUGCUUUGCGUAUCAAGUGUAAUGUCGAAUACAAAAGAAUUCCUUGGGGAAAUAAUACAUGGACCUCUUGUG